Molecule: messenger RNA, 834 nt
Organism: Salvelinus sp. IW2-2015
Lineage: Eukaryota; Metazoa; Chordata; Actinopteri; Salmoniformes; Salmonidae
Product: Golgi phosphoprotein 3
Biological process (GO): Golgi vesicle budding; Golgi organization; Golgi to plasma membrane protein transport
Cellular component (GO): Golgi cisterna; trans-Golgi network; cytosol
Molecular function (GO): phosphatidylinositol-4-phosphate binding
Source: RefSeq, a predicted model, not a curated record
GGGAAUACCUGCCCAAGCGCCACAUUCACUGUUCUCGUUAUCACCUGCCGCCAUAUUGGAUAAACUACCAGUGGAAGAGGAGGGAAACUGAAAUAUUGCUUCUGUGUCGCUACUUUCGUUGUAGUAUAGUUAAAACCAGGGUUAAAACAGUCGUCCGUAGCUGUAUGUGUAGGACACAUUUAAGUGGUUUAUAAUAUCGGUCAGUGAGAGUCCGAGGCGAGGGGUUUCGUCUUUUGACGUUGUUAGGACUUGUUGUAAAUAUGACUUCCCUAACACAGCGGAGUUCGGGCCUAGUGCAGAGGCGGACCGAGGCCUCUCGUAGCUCUGCCGCCGACAAGGACAGAGGGUCCGGGGAUGAGGACUUCGAGACCCACCGCGGAGAAGAGGAGGAGGAGGAUGACAAGGGAGACUCCAAAGAAACUCGACUCACAUUGAUGGAAGAAGUGUUACUCUUGGGAUUGAAGGACCGCGAGGUGAUCUGUAAGUCYGAUGCUCCGACGGGAGACGUGCUAUUGGACGAGGCUCUGAAACACGUGAAGGAGACCCAGCCCCCAGAGACGGUGCAGAGCUGGAUCGAGCUGCUCAGCGGUGAGUGUGUCAGAGGUUUACUACUAACAGAGUGGUCUCAGCCCCCAAACAGGGUUUACUACUAACAGAGUGGUCUCAGCCACCAAACAGAGGUUUACUACUAACAGAGUGGUCUCAGCCCCCAAACAGAGGUUUACUACUAACAGAGUGGUCUCAGCCCCCAAACAGAGGUUUACUACUAACAGAGUGGUCUCAGCCACCAAACAGAGGUUUACUACUAACAGAGUGGACCGGUAUUAUAAUACU